Molecule: messenger RNA, 1326 nt
Organism: Mesocricetus auratus (golden hamster)
Lineage: Eukaryota; Metazoa; Chordata; Mammalia; Rodentia; Cricetidae
Product: acyl-protein thioesterase 2-like
Exons: 1
Coding region: 83-745 (220 amino acids)
Biological process (GO): protein depalmitoylation
Cellular component (GO): cytoplasm
Molecular function (GO): carboxylic ester hydrolase activity; palmitoyl-(protein) hydrolase activity
Source: RefSeq, a predicted model, not a curated record
UGUGGGAGAAAGGGAAGAAUCGCCCGAACGGUCUCGGAAGCCCCUGGGAGUGAGGCCCAGCCUGCAGGAAGCCCUGCAGUGUAUGUGUGGUAACACCAUGUCUGUGCCCCUGCUCACUGACGCUGCCACCGUGUCUGGAGCUGAGCGGGAAACGGCCGCGGUUAUUUUUUUACAUGGAUUUGGAGACACGGGGCACAGCUGGGCUGACACCCUCUCCACCAUCCGGCUUCCUCAUGUCAAGUACAUCUGUCCCCACGCGCCCAGAAUCCCUGUGACACUCAACAUGAAGAUGGUGAUGCCUUCCUGGUUUGACCUGAUGGAGCUGAGUCCAGACGCCCCAGAGGAUGAAGUUGGCAUCAAGAAGGCAGCGGAGAACAUCAAGGCUUUGAUUGAACAUGAGAUGAAGAACGGGAUCCCUGCCAAUCGAAUCGUCCUGGGUGGCUUUUCGCAGGGCGGGGCCCUGUCCCUGUAUACAGCCCUUACCUGCCCCCACCCUUUGGCUGGCAUCGUGGCAUUGAGGUGUUGGCUGCCUCUGCAUCGGAACUUUCCCCAGGCAGCCAACGGUAGCACCAAGGACCUGGCCAUCCUUCAGUGCCAUGGGGAGCUGGAUCCCAUGGUACCUGUUCGGUUCGGGGUCCUGACGGCUGAGAAGCUCCUGUCUGUUGUCACACCUGCCAGGGUCCAUAGUUCAAGACAUACCCAGGUGUCAUGCACAGCUCCUGUCCUCAGGAGAUGGCAGCUGUAAAGGAAUUUCUAGAGAAGCUCCUGCCUCCGGUCUAACUAGUUGCUGGCUCUCAUUGCAGCAGCAAGCGCCGCACCAUCUUGGAUCUGAGCCGGUCGAGCCCGUCCCUUCUCUUCCCACCCUGUCCUCUUCCCACAGGCCUCUGGGGCAGGUGGCCGAGGCUGGCCAGGCCUUCCUGCUGGCCGCAGUCAUCUGAAAGUCAGCAGCAGGGGUGGGCUGCUCUCUUAUCCACUUCCCCGGAGGCGGGCCCCAGCAGCAGUAUUGGAGGGGCUGUAGGCAGCGGGAGAGAGGCCUACAGCUGCUGACCCACUCACUCAGGACCUCACUCACUAGCCCCGCUUUGGGCCCCCUCCUGCGACCUCAGGGUUUGGCCCGUGGGGCCCUCAUGGGCCCCCCACCCCAGUAAUUCUGCCCGGAUAAUCGCGUCUCUCCUGCCUCACUGCAGCUGCUUCUCUGUCACGAAUGUGUUCAUGGCCGGGGCCCUUGCUACUGUGGGCUGCCUGCUCCCGUGCAGGCGAGUUGGUGAGGAGGUAGAGUCCCUCAGGGCCUCCCCUUAGCCCCGCCCCCAGGGGGUUGGGCCCUGC